This is a messenger RNA of Cornus florida, 3678 nucleotides long. Its product is annotated as probable cadmium/zinc-transporting ATPase HMA1, chloroplastic. Gene Ontology annotation, cellular component: membrane. The coding region runs from base 218 to 2713 and encodes 831 amino acids. Gene Ontology annotation, molecular function: ATP hydrolysis activity; ATP binding; ATPase-coupled monoatomic cation transmembrane transporter activity. The record is from RefSeq and is a predicted model, not a curated record. The transcript has 13 exons. Gene Ontology annotation, biological process: monoatomic cation transport. Lineage: Eukaryota; Viridiplantae; Streptophyta; Magnoliopsida; Cornales; Cornaceae.
AUGAGCACAUGGUGUGGUGUGGAUGGUACAAAAGUCUGGUACUGAUUAGAAUAGUCUGAAUGAGGACAUAGUGUGGUGUGGGUAUGGAAUUUCCUACCGGUUAGGAGUCCAUAUAGAGUGAGAAAAUUAGCUCCGACGGACUCUCUUUAUCGUCUCUUGCAUCCACCAUUAAAGCCCUAAACCAGUAAAAUCCAGUUCGAUUUCGAAAAACCAGAAAAUGGACACUCUUCGUCUUCAAAUCUCUGUUAGCAAUUUUCCUUCUCUGUGUCACUGUAGUCACAGAAAUAGAAUUCGAAGAUUCAGCUCACUCAAAUUCCAACCCAUUCACAACAAAACCCUAAUUUCUUCAAUUCUCCGCAAACCCAGUUUUGUUAGUCUCCGGCACGUCGGUUGCAGUGCCGAGGCCGCCGACCACCACCACCACGACCACCAACAUCAUGAUCACCACCACGACCACGACCACGACCAACACCAUGAUCACAACCACAAUCAUCACCAUCACCAUCACAAUCAUGGCGGUGAGACUCAGCUGACUAGAUCACAGGAAGCUUUUCUUCGAUUUGCCAGAGCGAUCAGAUGGACUAAUUUGGCGGAUUUCUUGCGGGAACACUUGGAGCUGUGCUGCUGUUCGGCGGCGUUGUUUAUUGCUGCCGCCGGUUGCCCUUACGUGGUUCCGAAGACGGCGGCAAAGUCUCUACAGCAUGUUUUCACUCUCAUUGCUUUCCCUCUGGUUGGGGUCUCAGCAUCAUUUGAUGCACUUAUGGAUAUUACUGGUGGAAGAAUCAAUAUUCAUGUGCUGAUGGCUCUUGCAGCCUUCGCGUCAGCACUGAUGGGGAACUCAUUGGAGGGAGGAUUGCUUCUUGCAAUGUUUAAUUUGGCUCAUAUUGCCGAAGAGUACUUCACCAGCCGCUCGAAUGUUGAUGUUAAGGAGUUAAAAGAAAAUUAUCCAGAAUUCGCUCUUUUACUGGAAGUGAACAAUGAAAAGUUGCCUGAUUUUUCUGAUUUGGAAUAUGAAGAGGUUCCUGUGAAUGGCUUAGAAGUGGGCUCAUAUUUAUUGGUCAAAGCUGGUGAGUCAGUGCCUGUAGAUUGUGAAGUUUCCCGAGGCAGAUCAACAAUUACCAUUGAGCAUUUGACUGGGGAGGUUAAACCAUUAGAGAGGGGAGUUGGGGAUUGUAUUCCUGGCGGUGCAAGGAACUUGGAUGGGAUGAUGAUAGUGAAGGCGAAAAAGACAUGGAAUGAAUCCAUGCUGAGCAGAAUUGUGCAACUAACUGAGGAAGCUCAACUAUGUAAGCCAAAGCUUCAAAGGUGGUUGGAUAAGUUCGGCGAACAUUACAGCCAAGUGGUUGUAGUUCUAUCAGUUGCCGUUGCCUUCAUUGGACCGUUUCUUUUCAAGUGGCCUUUCAUUGGCACAUCAGUUUGCAGAGGAUCUAUAUACAGAGCAUUGGGGUUCAUGGUGGCAGCAUCACCAUGUGCAUUGGCGGUAGCUCCAUUGGCAUAUGCAACUGCAAUUAGUGCUUGUGCAAGAAAGGGGUUAUUGCUGAAAGGGGGGCAUGUACUAGAUGCUCUAGCUUCUUGCCACACUAUUGCAUUUGAUAAAACUGGUACAUUGACGACUGGGGAGUUUACAUGCAAAGCAAUUGAACCAAUACAUGGACAUUUAAGAGACAAUGAGAAAAGCUUUGCUUCUUGUUGUUUCCCCAGUUGCGAAAAAGAGGCUCUUGCUGUGGCUGCUGCAAUGGAGAAGGGAACUACUCACCCUAUUGGAAGAGCUGUUGUGGAUCACAGCAUAGGGAAAGACCUUCCUUCCAUCUCUGUUGAAAGUUUUGAGAAUUUACCUGGUAGAGGUCUUUUUGCAACACUAUCUAGCAUUGAGCCAGGAUUGGGAGAGGGCAGAUUGUUGAAAGCUUCACUUGGUUCUGUGGAGUACAUCACUUCACUCCUCAACUCUGAAGGUGAAUCAAAAAUAAUUAAGGAGGCCGUGAGCACCUCAUCUCAUGGAAGUGAUUUUGUUCGUGCUGCACUCUCCAUUAAUAACAAAAAGGUUACACUAUUUCACUUUGAGGAUAAACCUCGACGUGGUGCCAUAGAUGUGAUACGGACAUUACAUGAUCAAGCAAAGCUCCGUGUAAUGAUGCUAACCGGUGACCAUGAGUCAAGUGCACAGAGAGUUGCGAAUACUGUGGGCAUCAAUGAGGUCUAUUGCAGCCUUAAGCCUGAGGAUAAGCUAAAUCAUGUGACAAGGAUUUCGAGAUAUGCAGGUGGUGGUCUUAUAAUGGUAGGUGAUGGUAUCAAUGAUGCCCCAGCACUUGCGGCUGCUACAGUGGGAAUUGUGCUAGCUCAACGUGCUAGUGCAACUGCUAUAGCCGUUGCAGAUGUGCUGCUGUUGCAGGACAAUAUCUCUGGCGUUCCAUUCUGUAUCGCUAAAUCUCGUCAAACAAUUUCCCUGGUCAAACAAAAUGUGGCACUUGCAUUAUCUAGCAUUAUUUUGGCCUCUCUUACAUCAGUUUUGGGGUUUCUUCCGUUAUGGUUAACGGUUCUUUUACAUGAGGGGGGUACACUUAUAGUUUGCCUCAAUUCUAUCCGUGCUUUAAAUGACCCAACAUGGUCAUGGAGGCAGGACCUUCUGGACACACUGGGUAAAUUGAAAUCUGUAAUUAAGUCUCUUACGAGGCGUGGCGCUACUCCGAACACAAUCCAGGCUGCACCCUUAUGAUGAGUUUAACCGUAGGCUGAUUUUUUUGUGAUUAAUUUUUUAUUAUGUGUGUAAAUAGGAAGAGACUAAAUAGGAAGAACAUGGUUGAAAAUGGCUGAUGAUAUAUGAUAUAAAGUAAAUCUUCAACUCGCCGGAAGUGAACACAAUGAUUAAUUGUUUUGUCUUCUGUAUAUCUCUGUCAAUAGAUACUUGGUAACCAUUUUCAGACAUCAUUCAGAAGUACAACAAUGGCUUCAAUUAUAGUGAUUAACUUGUUCAGCAUUAACACCUUCUGUCUUCUCACCUAGUCAAAGAGCCGCCUCUUCUACACACUUGUUUCCCUCCGAAAGGAUUUUGGAAGAGGUAGGCUGUAAAAUACCCAACAAUUUGGUGACAUUGAGAGACAACAUUUUGACAUGGAAACCCUAGAAAGGUGAAAUCUCUAAAAGGACCUGAAUUCAGGUUUAGGCAACUGUCUAAUGUCGCAGCUUUUAUUGAUGUCACUCCAAACUCGAAUAAUGGUACACCUGCUUGGAAGUCGGGACACUCAAACCACUUAAUAAUGCCCAAAUAAAACCGUUUUUAAACGGUUUAGAAUUCAAUCCAAAGGUGCAUUAGGAUAUAUGUAUUUGAUACGAUUAUUUUUGGAAUUUGAGAUUUAACGGGAGAAUAUUUUCUGAUCAUCAUUUAUAUUCUUCAAACAAGAACUUCUCAACCUUUUUUUUAUUUGAAAGGUUUUUCCAAGCAUUUUUCAAUGUAAGGAGUUGCGAAUUGUGAUACGUUAUAGAAAACACAAUUCAGAUUCUCCCAGCAAUGGUAGCAGUCCAUUCUUAUCCUUUCUUUCAGGGAGGAUAUGCAUGCAUAAAUAACACUCACAAAUAAUUGUUAGAAUGGUAAAGAUUAACUCUGAUUUAACUUUAGGAAUUUGUGUUCUUUCUUGGUGAUUGUUAUCAAAUUUUUUUUUUUUUUUUUUUUUUUUUUUUAUU